ACUAGUCUGCCAUUUUGGGUUGUGAAGGGGGCCUACCCCUUCUUUUCUGUAUGCGACCACGUGAGAGAGGAGAGCCCGAAAACAGAGCAAUCGAGCUGAGAGUGACUCGGAGUGAACAAGGAGGAGAGAGAAUCCAGCGACACAUUUAGCUAAAUCACUCUUUGUUUCCAUGUGCUGAAUACGAGGGGAAUUGAAAUUGCAUCCGCAACAAUGCCGACAAUAACCCUGCCGCCGAAAGAGAACGCACUCUUCAAAAGAAUUUUGCGAUGUUACGAACACAAGCAGUACAGAAACGGACUCAAGUUCUGCAAACAGAUCCUGUCCAACCCCAAGUUCACAGAACAUGGAGAGACCCUGGCGAUGAAGGGUUUAACCUUGAACUGUCUGGGGAAGAAGGAGGAGGCUUACGACCUGGUCAGACGAGGCCUCCGCAACGACCUCAAGAGUCAUGUCUGCUGGCAUGUGUACGGUCUGCUGCAGCGCUCUGAUAAGAAGUACGACGAGGCCAUCAAGUGUUACAGGAACGCCCUGAAGUGGGACAAAGAAAACCUGCAGAUCCUACGAGACCUGUCACUACUACAGAUCCAGAUGAGAGACCUGGAGGGCUACAGGGAGACGAGGUACCAGCUGCUGCAGCUGCGGCCGGGCCAGAGGGCCUCGUGGAUCGGCUACGCCAUCGCCUAUCACCUCCUAGAGGACUACGAGAUGGCCGCCAAGAUAGUGGAGGAGUUCAGGAAAACACAACAGACGUCUCCAGACAAGGUGGACUAUGAGUACAGUGAGCUCCUGUUGUACCAGAACCAGGUGCUGAGGGAGGCUGGUUUCUACAGGGAAGCUCUGGACCACCUCACCACCUACGAGAAACAAAUCUGUGACAAACUGGCUGUCGAGGAGACACGAGGAGAGUUGUUUUUGAAACUGGAUCGUCUGGAUGACGCUACAGAGGUCUACCGCCGUCUACAGGAGAGAAACCCUGAGAACUGGUCCUACUACCACGGCCUGGAGAAGGCCCUGAAGCCUGGCUGUGUAGAGGAUCGGCAGAAGAUCUAUGAGGACGCCUGGGUGAAGUAUCCUAAAGGACUGGUGCCCAGACGACUACCCCUCACCUUCCUCUCUGGGGAGAAGUUCAGGGAGUGUCUGGACAGGUAUCUGAGGAUGAACUUCAGUAAAGGCUGUCCGCCCACCUUCACCACUGUCAAGUCACUCUACCAUGACAAAGUAAAGGUAUCAAUAAUUGAGGAGUUAGUAGUUGGAUAUGAAACAUCGUUAAAUAGCUGCAGAAUGUUCAAUCAGAAUGAUGAUGGUAAGGAGGAGCCUCCCACCACAUUGCUAUGGGUACAGUACUUCCUGGCGCAGCACUACAAUAUGAUUGGCCAGCAGACACUGGCUCUGGAGUACAUCAACACUGCCAUCGAGAGCACGCCCACUCUCAUAGAACUAUUCCUUAUCAAGGCCAAGAUAUACAAGCAUGCAGGGAACAUAAAGGAGGCAGCCCAGUGGAUGGAUGAGGCCCAGGCUCUAGACACGGCUGACCGAUUCAUCAACUCUAAAUGUGCCAAGUACAUGCUGAAGGCCGGCCUGGUCAAAGAGGCUGAGGAGAUGUGCUCCAAGUUCACACGGGAGGGUGCGUCUGCGGUAGAGAACCUGAAUGAGAUGCAGUGUAUGUGGUUCCAGACUGAGUGUGCUCUGGCCUACAAGUCCAUGAACAAAUACGGAGACGCGCUCAAGAAGUGCCACGAGAUCGAGAGGCAUUUUGUGGAGAUCACAGACGACCAGUUUGACUUCCACACAUACUGUAUGAGGAAGAUGACGCUGUGUUCCUACGUGGACCUGCUGAAGCUGGAGGAUGUUCUCCGGAUGCAUCCCUUCUACAGCAAGGCUGCCCACACUGCUAUCACUAUAUACCUCAGUCUACACGACAACCCCCUGACUGACGACAGCCAGGGACUACAGGCUGAAUCAGCCAACCUGUCAGACAAGGAUCUGAAGAAGUUGAAGAACAAGCAGAGGAGAGCUCAGAAGAAAGCCCAGCUAGAGGAGGAGAAGAAGAAUGCAGAGAAGGAGAAACAACUGAAGAACCAGAAGAAGAAGAAAGAGGAGGAUGAUGAGGAGAUGGGAGGACCUAAGGAGGAGCUGGUACCAGAGCAACUGGCCAAGGUAGAAAACCCACUGGAGGAGGCAGUCAAGUUCCUGACCCCACUAAAGAACCUUGUUAAAGACAGGAUCGAUACACAUCUACUGGCCUUCGAGAUUUACUUCAGGAAAGCCAAGUACCUGUUGAUGCUUCAGUCAGUGAAGAGAGCGUUGUCCAUAGAUCCACACCAUCCCUGGCUGCACCAGUGUUUAGUACGCUUCUUCAAGGGAGUCUCUGAGUCUAAUGACCUAGCGGAGGCAGUGCGUACGGUACUGAAGCAGGAGAUCACUAGGCUGUUUGGAGACAGCAACGCUAGCACCUAUAACCAGGUCUUCCUCUUCAAGCACUCUGACUCCGUACCACACAGAGUGGCAGCGGCCAAAAUGAUGGUGUGUCUGGACUCUUCUACAGAAACCAAAGCUGUGGAGCUGGCCACGUCACUAGACGAGUCACUCAGCAACAGGAGUAUCACGAUCUGCACAGAGGUGCUAGAGGCGCUACGGAAUGGCGGAUUGGGCGAGUCAAAAGAGCGGGCGGAGUCUUACCGCGCGGAGUGUCACAGGCUCUUCCCAUACACGCUAGCCUUCAUGCCCGCGGGCUACGAGGAGAACACCAAGAUCGCCAAUGGCGACGUCUCCACAGAGACCGAGGAGCUGGCCAAUGACAUGUGAGCUGCCUUGCGGUUGGUGGAGAAACAGAAGGUGCCAAGCACCGAGCCUCGGGGGACACCAAGUCGACCGGACGCCAUUUUGUAGCCACUGUUGAAAUGUUGAAGUAGUGGAAGAGGGUUUGUUUCUCCUUUGCUUGGGCUUUGGCUCGGUUCGGUUCGUCUCUCUCUGUCUCCGAUGUGGCGAACUAGGACUGUGUGUGGAGGAGGAGGAGGAGGAGGAAGAGGAGGGGAAUAAAAGAGGAAGAGGAUGAAAUUGCCAUUUUAUUUUUUUAUCUUGCUGACUGACUGCUCUCUAACUCUUAACUGAAAAUACAGCAUCAACAAACACUAUCAUCAACUGUUAUCAAAGAGUUUUGUAAAAAAAGAAAAAGACCGACAGACUGAUGAGACAAGACUGUUUAUGUAAUGAACAACAACAGUUGGUAUUUUUUCUGAGAGGAGAUGGAGAACUGUGUUCCUGACAGAUGAGACUAUGACAAACAACAUAGGGACUGUCCCAAAUUGCACCCUAUUCCCUAUGUAGACUAUUUCAGUGCACUGCGAAGGGAAAUAGAGUGCCAUUUGAGACGCAGUGCUUGGUCUGUUUCUGUGAGAGGAGAGAGAGAGAGAGAGAGAGUGUUUCCAGGCUGCUGUGAUGAAGUUCUGACUGACUGGUACACCCUGGAUCCACUGAUCUCCCAUCAGGUUUAAAAAAAAAAAAAAACUCAUUUAGAAGAACAAUUACACAAAUGUAUUAAAGAUAAGGUAUGAGGGGCUGUGGGAUCGGCUGGAUGACUGGGUACAGUAGCUCUAUGUCUGUCCUAAAUGGGACCCUGUUCCCUAUAUAGUGCUCUAGGGCCCAUAGGGUUCUGGUCAGAAGUAGUGCACUACAUAGGGAAUAGGGUACAAUUUGGGACGCCGCCUAUGGAUACACUUGGGUGCUUUCCUUUAGCCACAGAUUUGGGGUCAGAUCAUGUUUUAUAUAACGUUACUGGUUAAAAGUUUGAACGUCUGGCCUGGUAAGCUGAUCUGGGACCUGUGCUUAGAGGGGCAGCUUGGACCCAAACAGGACCGUUACUGUUACUGGCAAACUUGUGUUAAGUGUGUGACAGAGCAACCUGGGCGAAAACUGUAAUGCUUGUCUAGUAUUUGCCCCCCCCAACUGUUAUUUGACCCCCAGUCCCUGACCCCUAGGCACUCAAAGGUGUUGAUGGGAAUAAACUAAUGGUACUAAUUCCAGCAGGUUUAUGAGAUGGUAAGAUGGAACUACUACCAUAUUGCUUUUACCUAUCCAAUCCUUUCAGAUCUACAUGAAGUGCCUAGGGGCUAGGGACAGUUGGUAGAGCAUGGCGUUUGCGACGCCAGGGUUGUGGGUUCGUUUCCCACGGGGGGGGCAGUAUGAAAAUGUAUGUACUCACUAACUGUAAGUCGCUCUAGAUAAGAGCGUCUGCUAAAUGACUAAAAUGUUAAAUGGAGGCUCAUUUGGAAUUGGUCAAUACUCCCUUAAAGGUCAGAUGAAGACUGUUGCCCACGGUGACAUGAGGUCAAAAGGUUACCAGGAGUGCAGUAUGAGUGACAGAUGUUUUCAGUUUGUUUUUCUUUAUUUUUCCUUCUUUACUCCUAUUUUUCUUCUUCUCUUAUUUGGGUUCUAAUGUGAAAGCUGAGAUGAGCUGUAUGAUAUCUCAGGAGGUUUUUAUUUUUUAAAAAACUAACAAAAUAAACUUUUUGUUAUCGGUG
Messenger RNA from Coregonus clupeaformis (lake whitefish), 4520 nucleotides. RefSeq names its product N-alpha-acetyltransferase 15, NatA auxiliary subunit b (gene naa15b). Gene Ontology annotation, molecular function: protein binding; protein-N-terminal amino-acid acetyltransferase activity. Bases 211 to 2805 code for a protein of 864 amino acids. Gene Ontology annotation, biological process: N-terminal peptidyl-methionine acetylation. NCBI's taxonomy places the organism in Eukaryota, Metazoa, Chordata, Actinopteri, Salmoniformes, Salmonidae. The record is from RefSeq and is a predicted model, not a curated record. The transcript is spliced from 20 exons. Gene Ontology annotation, cellular component: NatA complex; cytoplasm.